Messenger RNA from Carassius auratus (goldfish), 3098 nucleotides. RefSeq names its product arrestin domain-containing protein 3-like. Gene Ontology annotation, cellular component: cytoplasm. The transcript has 8 exons. NCBI's taxonomy places the organism in Eukaryota, Metazoa, Chordata, Actinopteri, Cypriniformes, Cyprinidae. Gene Ontology annotation, biological process: protein transport. The coding region runs from base 200 to 1438 and encodes 412 amino acids. The record is from RefSeq and is a predicted model, not a curated record.
AGCCCGAGCGCAGAGAUACAGCUGCGUCUACACAUGCAGUUACAACAAAACUCAAUGAAUGACAGACAAGUAUAGCACUGAACCUGCCUGCAGCUUUUCUGCACGGCACAAACCUUGGAUGAUUUCUCUCACAGAAACAUCUGAUAGAUGAUUCGCUCUUUUUAUUUGAAAUAUCUUACAGCGUAGUAAGAUUUCCACCAUGGUGCUCGGAAAAGUGAAAAACUUCUUUGUGAGCUACGAAUGUCUCAAUGACAGCAAUGUCCCUGUCUUCGCCAGUGGGGACUCUGUCUCGGGUCGGGUGAUCGUUGAAGUUACCGGAGAAAUCCGCGUGAAAUCUUUGAACAUUCACGCCAAGGGACUGGCGAAAGUUCGCUGGACUGAAUCACGUAAUGCUGGAUCCAACACUGCCUACACACAGAAUUUCACUGAAGAAGUGGAGUAUUUAAACCACAGAGACGUCCUUAUUGGACAUGAUAGAGAUUAUGACAGCUGUGAUGAGGGCUUUACCGUUCUUCACUCAGGGCGACAUGAGUUUCCCUUCAGCCUCGAGCUGCCCCAGACGCCUUUGGCGACAUCUUUUGAAGGCAAACACGGCAGUGUCAGGUACUGGGUGAAGGCGGAGCUUCAUAGGCCAUGGCUCCUGCCCAUGAAAACCAAGAAGGAGUUCACCGUCUUUGAGCACAUUGACAUCAACACUCCAUUGUUACUGUCUCCUCAGGCUGGCACAAAGGACAAAACCCUUUGCUGUUGGUUCUGCACCUCAGGGCCUGUAUCACUAAGUGCCAAAAUCGAGAGGAAGGGCUAUACUCCAGGAGAGUCCAUCCAGAUCUUUGCAGAGAUUGAAAACUGCUCUUCCCGUGUGGUCGUGCCAAAGGCAGCCAUCUACCAAACCCAGACCUUCUUUGCCAAAGGGAAGGUCAAGGAGAUCAAACAACUCGUAGCUAACCUCCGUGGAGAUCCUCUAUCCCCUGGCAAGAGUGAAACUUGGGAUGGCAAGAUGCUGAAAAUCCCACCCAUUUCGCCUUCCAUUCUGGACUGCAGCAUCAUCCAUGUGGAAUAUUCACUCAUGGUGUAUGUGGACAUCCCUCGAGCUGUCAACUUAACCCUGAACCUGCCCCUGGUGAUCGGCACCAUUCCCCUCCACUCCUUCGGCAGUCGCACCUCUUCUGUCAGCAGUCAGUGCAGCAUGGCUAUGAGCUGGUUGGGAUUGCCUGAGAGACCUGAAGCUCCACCAAGCUACUCUGAAAUAGUCACCAAUGAGGAGCAACAGAACAACUUGGAGCUCCCGGCUGUGAGAGAUGAGAUUGAAGGACCACUUUAUGCUUAUAUCCAUGAAUUUCGCUUCCAGCCUCCGCCUCUGUAUUCUGAGGUUGAUCCCCAUCCUGAGCAGGGGUGCGGCUCCAUGGACAGGAGACCAGAUACCUGUCCAUCCCGCUGAAGGAGUGACCACACCUGACCAGUGCUGUCAGGGAUCUCUUAUCUCUACAACCUCAACUGGGGUUUGUUCUUCCUUCAUGAGAAGGCAUGUGUAGCCAUCUUGGUGCGCAGAUGGAUAUCCUCCAGGAAACACUCCCAAUCCGAGUCGAGUCCAGCUCAGCGGCCCCUAAAAUCCGUGGAAGAUCUUGAGUGAUUCUCUUCCCCCUCCAUCCUUGGUGAAAAGUGUACAUACAAGAUUUGUUCGGAGGAAACUGUGCCCUUGACACCAAGAUGGAUUGAACGCAACACCACUAAGUGUAAGAAUAGUGUCCAAACAUAUUCACAGCCUUGUUUUGGAUGUGAUUCUUCACUCAUUUGAAUGAUCAGACCAAAUCAUCUUGAAGAUUUUUUUGGUGAUCAUUAUUCUAAGAGCAACAAAUAACUUCAGCCAUCCUGCAUCCACUCCAACAGAACAAUGACAGACUUGUCAAUUGUUUGUCAUUUCUCGACUUAUAGGAAGUGGCUUUACCACAUUCAUUUUCUUAAAAAGAAAAAUUAAAAACGUUGUAAACUAUAAAUGUGGAUACAACAAGACCUGCUGCAAAGCAUUAUGGAUGGGAUUCUGAAAUGCCACGUUGCCUUUCUGCUAGAAAGAAACUGCAAGAGCAUCAACUGAACAUGGCACUGAUUCAAGUGGCGAAAGAAAGGAGACCAUUGACGGCGAGCGAAGAGGACUCUAAUCAAGAUGCAAGACAUUCUUGAAUUGGUCCUCCCUCUCAAGCUGUUACAAGAUACGCAGAGAACUGCACUCCAGAACUCAUUUAGAGCCUCGUACUAUAUGUGCAACUAAGAGCUAACUAGACUUUCUUUUCCCCUACUCUUCUGGCCUGUUGGCAUAGGCUUUUUUUGUUUGUUUAACGACAGCUAGCACUUUUCAUUGAUUGCAUUCAAAGCGUAUUCCGAAACUUUUCUAAUAUGAUUCACAAGUUUGACAAACAUAUGCUCUGACGUUUACAUGUGAUUUUAGCUAUGUUUGUUUACAUGAAUGUGCUGUUAAAAGACAAACUAGAGUCGCUAGCUACACGUUUGGGCUAAUGAAACAAUCUUUGUGGCCUUGGCACAAAAAAAAAACGUUUGUUUUUAUCACUGUUUAUAGUUGAGUUUGUGCGCUGUGCUGUCAUUUACCUAUACCUAAAAAAGGGACUAUGUUUUUUUUUUUGUGAACUGUAUGCAUCCUUAGCUUGAUGUUUGUGCUUUGGGUCUUGGGUAAAAUUGUUGCAGUUUAUUUUGUUUUCUAUUGCUUUAUCUUAGAUACUACGAGAACAUUCUCAAACAUGCACUUCCAGGGAAUUAAAGAACCCUCUUAAAGACUGAACAUGUGAUGCAUACUGCAUAUAAGAAGCGACGUUACUCUUCAGUCAGGCUGGUCCAGAGCUAAUUAAACUGGCUACCAUUGUUUUCCAUUUUAGGGGUUGAUGGGUGAAAUGGGUAUUAAGCUACUCCCAUGUCAAACGGUGCAAUAUCCGCUGUGUUUUCAGUGCGUUUCCACAUAGUUUUGUAUUCUUAGCUUGUUUCUAACUUUUGUACCAUUUUCUAGGUUGUCUAUAAGAUGUCAAAAAAAAUAUGUUUGUCUGUUUUUGCUCCAGCCUGUUUAAAUAAAUAUGCCAUUUUAUACAAAAACU